Meloidogyne enterolobii is the source of this 631-nucleotide messenger RNA. NCBI's taxonomy places the organism in Eukaryota, Metazoa, Nematoda, Chromadorea, Rhabditida, Meloidogynidae. The record is from the annotation of a GenBank genome assembly.
UAGUGGGGAUAUAAAUAAUAACAGCAAUACAGAUAAAAUAGAGCAAUUGGAAGAAAAAUUUGAAAAUUUGAGUCAAACUAUGCAAGAUCACGAGCAAAAAACUUUACAAAUAGAAGAGGAUUUGCGUAGAAUGGAUGAAGGUAAUUCUAAUUCAUAUCCCUCAACCUCUCAAAACGAAAACAGGGGAGAUUUGUCUGCACAAAUAAAUAAUUUGGAAAGAAAAAUAAAUAAAAUUGAGAAUUCUGUGGGGAAUAUUGGACAAACAAGGAAUGGAAAUAAAUCUGAAUUUGAGAGAGAUUUUAAUACAAAAAUAGAAAAAAAUAUAAGAGAAAUAAAUGAAUUAAAAAGCCAAAUACGUAAUCUUGGAAAUAAAAUUGGAAAUAAUAAUCAAAAUAAUCAUCAAAGACCUAACAACAAUGAAAUUGGAAACAGAAAAAUUGAGAUGUUAGAAAAUAAUUUAAAAACUCAAAACCAAAAAAUUGAAGAAAUUGGAAGGGAAAUGCGAUCAAAACAAAUGCAUAAUAAUAAUGAUAAUCAAGUUGAGACAAUGAAACGAACAAUUGAACAAAUUAGAAGAGAAAUGAAAGAAAAUGAAGUGAGUUUAAGAGAUUUAAUGAAAAUUGUUUUGUGA